Messenger RNA from Klebsormidium nitens, 1626 nucleotides. NCBI's taxonomy places the organism in Eukaryota, Viridiplantae, Streptophyta, Klebsormidiophyceae, Klebsormidiales, Klebsormidiaceae. The record is from the annotation of a GenBank genome assembly.
AUGGCGCCCUCAGAGCGAGCUUACGAGUGGGACCUAGUCGCAGUCCUCGAGGACAGGGGAAAUCGAAGGGAGCCCCGUGUCUCCUGCAACUACUGUGGCAAGGAGAUGACAGCGGGGGCGACGAGGAUCAGAGCUCAUAUCCUGGGCAUCAAACCUGGGCUUGGCGCUGGCAAAUGCACUGAAUCAAAAGAGGCGGUGCCCCCAGAGGUCAGGCAACGUUUGCAGAAGACAGAAGACGAGAAAGAGCAAGAGGAGCAGCGAAAGCGCCGCCGGGAGCAGCUACAGCGGGUAGCAUCAUCAGCCCAGUCAUCUCUCCAGGCUUCAGGAUCUGGUCGGCAGAGCAGCAUUCAGUCAGCAUUUGCAAGAGCUGACAAAUCAGAGGUAGACAGAUCGGUGGCCAGAUUCUUCUACGCAAACGGCAUCCCUUUCAACGUUGCCAGGAAUCCCUUUUUCAAAGAAGCCGUCAGCGCUAUCGCUGCCGCUGGCAACACCUACAAGCCUCCAGGAAGCAAAGCCCUGCGCUCGAACCUCCUGGAGAAGGAGCUCGAUGAGCUGCAGACAGACAUUGACAGGUUGAUGCAACCGGCAUUGGAGAAGACUGGCGCCACCAUUGUUAGUGACGGGUGGACAAACACGACCAACCACCCGUUGCUGAACGUGCUGGUCAUCACUCCUGGGCUGGAGGUGUUCACGACAGCGAUUGACACCAGUGGGGAGCGCAAGUUCGGGGAAUACAUAGCGGAGCAACUCAUCCCUGUCAUCGAGAAGAUCGGGCCCGACAACGUGGUUCACGUUGUCAUGGACAAUGCGGCAAACUGCAAGGUUGCGGGCAGGUUCAUCACUGCUCGCUUCCCCUGGAUCACCUGCUCGGGAUGCGUGGCUCAUGGGAUGGAUCUUGCUCUGGAAGACGUCGGCAAAGAGGAGUGGGUCUCUCCCACUUUGAAGGCCGCACGUGAUCUGGUCAAGUUCAUAACCAACCAUCACAAGACAAUCGCACUCUUCCGCCAGCACUCGGAUCUGGAGCUUUUGAAGCCAGGAGACACCCGGUUUGCCACAUCGUUCAUCACGCUAGAGAGGUUGCUGGAGGUCAAGGACAGCCUCCGUGCAACCGUGGGGCAUCCCGACUGGACCUCGUGGGCCGCAGCACAAGCACCUGCAACAAGAGCUCUGGCUGAGGACAUACAAGAACUGGUGUUCACGGCAGCCUUCUGGAAAGAGGCGAGCGAGAUUGCUCAACUCUCCAUCCCCAUCGUCAAGGUUCUUCGCUUGGCUGACUGCCCGGCGCCCACAAGCGGCAAGAUGUACAAGGCGUUCGAGCGGUGCAGGGAAGAGAUCGAGGGGCUGGACGUGAACGCGACCAAGAAGAGACGGGUUCUGGACAUCUUCGAGGAGCGAAGGAAGUUCGUCCUCUCAGAUCUGCUCAUCGCUGGCUAUGUGCUGGAUCCAGAGUUCCGAAAGGAGGACCACUUUGCCAAGCCGGAGGUUGCUCAGGGGUUCGUUCGAAUGUUGGAGAAGCUAGUGCCUGACCGUGCUGAACGAGCGCGAGUUGUCCAGCAGCUUGCCAUGUACAGGUUUGUUUGCGAACGAGCUCUUGGACGAGACCGGCAAGACACUCCCGAGUCAUGA